Molecule: messenger RNA, 2860 nt
Organism: Lycium barbarum (goji berry)
Lineage: Eukaryota; Viridiplantae; Streptophyta; Magnoliopsida; Solanales; Solanaceae
Product: ATPase GET3A-like
Exons: 7
Coding region: 1535-2620 (361 amino acids)
Biological process (GO): proton motive force-driven ATP synthesis; post-translational protein targeting to endoplasmic reticulum membrane
Cellular component (GO): GET complex
Molecular function (GO): ATP binding; ATP hydrolysis activity; proton-transporting ATP synthase activity, rotational mechanism
Source: RefSeq, a predicted model, not a curated record
CUGUGUGUGUGUUUCGAAGACUGUGAUUAGUCUUAAGUAUUUGGAUCCAGACGAAUUUCUCUUUACCAAAAUAACCAUGAUGAAUUCCUCGUUGCCACAAUAUUUGGGAGAAUUGAAUUUUUGGUCCUUUAUAAACUUUAUUUAGUUUUAUGAUAUUUUUACAAGAGAUCUUUGUUUGUUUACACAUAAGUGAUCUAAAAAAAAAAAAAGAGAUUUGAAAAAAAUUAUUUUCUUCCAUUCAAACCGUAAGAGAGUAGGAGAUUUUAUUUUUCACCAAUGAUUUGCCAACUAAGAGUAAAGUGUCAAAGUCUGAGGUCUUAGUGUCUUACUACUCAUAAAAUUGAAAAUUCAAUUGGAUUGUUCCUGGCACUAAAAAAAUGAGAAAGGAAAGGUUUCACUCUACUCACAAUGAGAGGAGUUACAUAUGUGGCCUCCUUAGCUUUUAUUGCUUUAAAGAUCCCGCUUGCUUCACACCUAUAUAUGAUAGAGAAAAUACUUGUCUAUUUUAUUUCUCUUAGAGCCUGUUUGGAAAGCCACCUGGUAAUACUACUGGUAGGAGUUUCCCCCAUAUAAAUGUGAAUUCAAUUCUGUUUAUGUACUUUAUUCGCUUUAAUUUAUGUGAACAUAUUUGAUUGGAGAUGAAGAUUAAGAGCCCUUUGGAUUGGCUUAUAAGUUGCUGAAAAUAGCUUAUAAGGUGUUUUCAGCUUUUUUGAGUGUUUUGCUGGCCAGCUUAUAAGCUAUUUUGUACUUAAAAUAAGCCCAAAAAAAUAAUUGGACCCCUUUGACUUAGCUUAUCUAAAGCAGCUUAAAAGCUGAAAAGAGCUUAUAAGCCAAAAAAAUAAGUUGGGCUAACCCAACUUUUUUUUUUAGCUUGUAAGUUGUUUUCAGCUUAUAAGCUGCUUUUUUUAAACCCAUCCAAACAGGCUCUAAGAAAUAUGAUUUUUUUUUAAACCUGUAGCCUUGAAUAUGCCAUAAGAUCUCUUGCCCUUUUACAAUUUGAAUUAAAAAAUAGACUUUUCAGAUCUCUUAUAUGUUUUUUUUUUCCAGACCCUGAUAAAAGAGUCAUAAAACUAAUUUUUUUUAUAAAGGAUCAAAAAAAACCAUUUCUCCCUAAUUAUUUUUAUUAAAUGUAAAUAAGAAAUAAGUUCACACAAAUGAAGUAUCGUAGAUCAAAAAAAAAAUAGAAAAAAGAACACUCACCUAGCCAUUUAAUCUUCAAUUAUGCACAUAUGAGAUUUUCACGUCGUAUUUCGGUUAAAACACGCGUCAAACUCACAAAUAGGAGAAAAAUAAGAAAAUUAAACAAAAAAGGAAAUUGGAGUUCAACGUACGUAAUUAUAUUCUUCAAACAAUAAAUUGAUUAUUAUCAGUUUUGUUACCCAUGGGAUUAAACAUUUCGAUUUAAGCCUCAAAAUGAAUCAUCAUCAAAGAAGAAACUCCCUGCAUCAUCAAAUGCUUUGACACUACUCUUCUCAAUUACUACUACUACUACUAGCCAAAUAAUCAACCAUACACUAUAUAUAAAUUAAUAUUAAUGGCUUCGAGUAAUCCAGAUUUUCCAGAAGGCACAGUACGUAACCUAAUGGAACAAGACACAUUAAAAUGGGUAUUUGUAGGUGGAAAAGGUGGUGUAGGGAAAACAACAUGCAGCUCAGUACUGGGGAUCCUUCUUUCACAAGUCAGAUCAUCAGUUCUAAUAAUAUCAACUGAUCCAGCUCACAAUCUUAGCGAUGCAUUUCAACAACGUUUCGCUAAAACUCCAACCGUCGUUAAUGGUUUCACCAAUUUGUACGCCAUGGAAGUUGAUCCAACUAUAGAGAAUGAAGAAGGCGGUUCAGAAGGAGUGGACGGUUUUUUCUCAGAUUUGGCGAAUGCAGUUCCAGGAAUUGAUGAAGCUAUGAGUUUCGCUGAGAUGCUAAAAUUGGUGAAAACAAUGGAUUACUCUGUAAUAGUGUUUGAUACAGCACCAACGGGACACACUCUCCGGCUGUUACAGUUCCCAUCGACACUAGAGGAAGGGCUUGCCAAAAUAAUGAGUUUGAAGAGCAAAUUUGGUGGUGUGCUAAGUCAGAUGACUCGUAUCUUUGGUGUUGACGAUGAAUUUGGUGAGGAUGCGAUUCUCGGCAAGCUUGAAGCCAUGAGAGAUAUUAUUGAACAAGUGAACAGACAAUUUAAGGAUCCAGACAUGACGACAUUUGUUUGUGUUUGCAUUCCGGAAUUCCUCUCUCUUUAUGAGACUGAAAGACUUGUUCAGGAACUCACUAGGUUUGAGAUUGAUACACACAACAUUAUAAUUAACCAAGUGCUCUUUGAUGUAGAAGUUGUUGAAUCCCAGUUGCUGAAGGCUAGAAUGCGGAUGCAACAGAAGUACUUGGAUCAGUUCUACACGUUAUAUGACGACUUCAAUAUUACCAAGCUGCCAUUGCUACCACAAGAGGUUUGUGGUGUUGAAGCUCUGAAAACUUUCAAGUAUCAUUUUCUAACACCAUACCGACCUUCUCGUGCGCGUUGUUCAGCGGAAGAGUUGGAGAGUGGAAUAGCCAAACUGAAAGAACAGUUGAAAGAUGCUGAAGCAGAAUAUGAAAAAAUUAGAAAAGGAAAAAAUCAGGUUCAAUGUUAGAAAGACUUUUCAAAUGUUGGGGAAAUAGUGUCAUUGAACAAAUUAUCGUGUUCUUUGAGGAUGUAUAAUUGUUUCAUUCAUUGCUAUCCAGAAGGCAAUAAAUAUGGCUCCUUGGUCUUACAAUAUGCUGCUUCUUUGAGGUAGUGGAUGAUUAGGAUCUUACAAAGAUCUUGGAUUUGUAAUGUAACUACCAAAUCCUUAUUUUAUCAGGAAAUAUUGGAAAACAAAACUCUUGAAGAA